GGGGUGGUAAUCUGAUAAACAAAAUUUUAUGGUCAGAGUUCGAAUAUGUAUAAAACAGCGGGGUUUAAUAAAAAAAAAAUUCAGGUGUUUAUAAAAAGCUUUUCGUCUUCUUGAUUUGUGUAAACUUCAAAGGCAAUGUAUAUGGCUUCCAUGGAAGACGGAGAAGAAGAGAUAUCGAGUAGACUCGAAGCCAUUUUUACGUACACGUGUGUUUUCAACACUCGCAACAGCUGGCAAGAAGAAACCAAAACUGGUCUAGACUCCUUUUUCUAAACCCUAAGGUUUCCAUUCGAUUGCUUGUGCUUCAAGUUUGCGUGUUUCUGAUCCAGACAAAGCGUAUUUGGAAGAUUUAAAGAUAGCGCUCGAAGAAACUGAAGACGAACUCAACUACUUUACCACUACUCAUGCGGAAUUGGUUGGAGAAGUUGUGCAACCUCUUGGCAAAGAAAGAUGUAACGUUCUUGAUGUUUGAUUCUUGUUUCAAGAUCAUUCGCUUAUAUAUACAGUUUUGAUCUCAGUUCUUGUGAAAGUAAACGAAGGAGUUCGUCUCAUAGUGAAUCGCUCAAGCUUAGUGAAUCAGUCGAAGCUUGUUUCUGGAACCAGAGUUACUCUUGAGAGAAGAACGUUUACUAUAAUGAGAAUCCAUUGGUUCAUAAGAUGGUGUGUCAACACCAUGGUGGUGAUGUUAGUUACUCAGAUCUUGGUGGGUUAACUCAUCAGCUCAGAGAUGUAAGAGACUGGAUUGAACGUCCUCUCAUAGAUCCUGACAUUUUUGAACGAGUUGGUGUAAAGCCUCCCAAGGUUGGUUUUGGAUCCCUUCUUGUUUUGUUUUAUCCUGCAAGAUGAUUCAUUAUGUUGACCUAACGUAACAGGGAGUGCUUCUCUAUGGACCUCCUGGUACUGGAAAGACAUUGUUAGCCAAAGCAAUCUCUAGCAAUAUCAAUUCAACUUUCUUGAUUAAGAGUUUGUAUAACUAGCCGUUUCUAGGUUAUGCUAAGUUUUAGAAGUAUAUGUUGUUUCCUAGGUUGUUUCUAGCUCGCUUGUUAGCAAAUACGUGGGAGAGAGUCCAUUGAUGGUGAGAGAGAUGUUUAAAUAUGCCCCUGAACAUCAAGUAAGUUCUCUUUCUUUCCCACUUCUUCUUGUUGUGACUUGUACUGAAACGUUGAAACGUUCUUCUGGUUAUGUAGCCUUGCAUCAUCUUUUUGGAUGAGAUUGAUGCUAUUGAUAGACGUAGAUCCUGCUACGGAGAAGGAGAAACUAAAGAGUGUGACAGAGUCCUCAUCGAGCUUCUCUCUGAACUUGAUGGAUUCAACGAACUUGAUAAGGUAUCUUCUUCUUUCAUCUUGUAAGUUUUGAUGAACAUGUGUCUAAACGAGUUCAUGACUUUUUUCUUGAGGUGAAGGUUAUAAUGGCAACGAACAGACCUGAUGUUCUUGACCCUGCGCUUCUUCGACCUGGUAGAAUCGAUAAGAAGAUAGAGUUCUCAUUGCCUAACGAAGAUUCCAGAAUUAGAAUCCUUAAGAUUCAUGCUUCUGGUAUUACUAAACAAGGAGAUAUCGACUACGAAAAGGUCGUGAAACUAUCUGAGGUUCGUCACACACUCUCAUGACUUGUCUUUGUUAUACGCAAAACAGAACAAAAGCUUUGCAUUUUAAAACUUGUCUUUACAGGGAUUCAAUGGAGCAGAUAUGCGUAACGUAUGUACUGAAGCAGGGAUGUUAGCUUUACGUGCAGGGCACGAUUACGUUGUCCCCAGCGACUUCAUCAAGGUAAGUAAAGUUUCUGCUUAUUAUAUAACGUUGCUGCACUGUUUUCUUCUUAUAAACAUAACUUUAAACUUGCUUUCAGGCUGUAACGAAACUAGGCGAAGCGAAGAAGCUUGAGUCUAGUGCACAAUACAAUGCUGAUUUCUGAGAGAGUAGAGAUCAGAAACGUAAAGUAGAAGGGACACAACUCACUUAUGGAUCGAGUUAGAUGGGGUGGAACCUCUGUUGUAUUUUUCCUUUGCAUGGAUGGAAUCUCCAAACUCCAAGCUCUUCUCUGUACAUGUCUUUUAUCAUUUAUAAACCAGUUUGAUACCUACCAAUAGCAUUAAAGCAUAUAUGAAAGAGAAGCUGAAACAGUCUUUGAGGUUUGUUUAUUGUCUGAAAUUAUGAUAAAAAAAAAGACUAAAUUAACUCUCUAAAUCAUUUAUAAAUGUUUAAAAACUAUUAUAGAAGUUUAUAAUCUAAUUCCACCCCUAAAUACUAAAAUUUAAACAAUAAUCAUUAUAUACUAAAACCAAAUGUUAUGAUAUUUUUGAUCAAAAGUAUUCUUGAAAAGUUUUUGAUAGAGAAAUUCUCUAAGAUAACAUUUUUUAAGUUUUUGUCACAAAAAUAGCACUCGAAGAAAAUGAUCAAAAUAAGUUUUAUUAAAAGGUACAAAUACAUUUUUACCUAAGGGUUAACUAAUCUAGACUUAGAGUUUAGAAUUAAGGGGUGGAGUUUUGGGAUAGAAUUUCAAAUUUAAAAAUAUAAAAAAAAUAUAUAAAAAGUUUCAAAAUAAAAAGAGACAAUUUUGGUCAUUUUCUUUCUUGAGGAUUAUUUUUGUGACAAAAACUUAAAAGGGGCUAUUUGAGAGAAUUGUCCAAAGUGAUAUCCAAUUUGUGGUAUUUCAAAAACAAUUUCUUUUUUUAGAGAUUUUCUUAUAAUAGUGAGAGAUCACAACGCAUGUGUUAUUUUUAAAUGGUCUUAUUUAUUUUAAAUUAAAAUUUAUUUACCAGAUAAAUUAUACUAAUAUUAAAUAGAUACUCAUACGAGAAAUUUUACCACUAAUGAUGUUUUUAGAAUAUUCGCAUCUGUUUCUGUGGGGGUUGAACUGAUAAAACCAAAAACUUUAUGCGCAGAAGUUGAAUAUGUGUAAAAUAGCGGGAUUCAAUAAAAGAAAAGUUUCAGGUAGUUUCAGUUAUAAAAAUCAUAUUUGAUACGUUGGAAACUUGGAAUGAUAGCAUAAGUGUGCUUGCAGAGCAAUAGUAAAGUUUUCUUCUUGUUGAUUUGUGUAACUUCAAAGGCUUCCAUGGAAGACGUAGAUGAAGAGAUAGUGAGGAGAAUCAAUGACGAGAAAGUGAAGAGAGGCAUAGCCAUUAUGAGAUGCCAGUCUAAACUCCACAUUCGCAACAUCAACCAAGAAAGAACCAAAACUGGUAAAUACUUCUUUCUAAACCCUAAGGUUUCCAUUCGAUUGCUUGUGCUUCAAGUUUGCGUGUUUCUGAUCAGUAAAAGAGAAUCUGGAAGCUUUAAAGAUAAGACUCGAAGAAACUGAAGACGAACUCAAGUACUUUACCACUACUAAUGCGGAAUUGGUUGGAGAAGUUAUGCAACCUCUAGGCAAAGAAAGAUGUAACGUUCUUGAUUUUCUUGAUUUUUGGUUUGUUUCAGAUCAUUGGCUUAUAUAUACAAUUUUGAUCUCAGUUCUUGUGAAAGUAAACGAAGGAGUUCGUUACAUAGUGAAUCGCUCAAGCUUAGCAGCUCACUCAAAGCUAGUUUCUGGAACCAGAGUUAGUCUUCAGAGAAGAACGUUUACUAUAAUGAGAAUCCUCCCUCCUAAGGUUAAUCCAUUCGUUCAGAAGAUGGUGUAUCAACAUGAUGGUGGUGAUGUUAGUUACUCAGAUCUUGGUGGGUUAACUCAUCAACUCAAAGAUGUAAGAGACUGGAUUGAACGUCCUCUCAUAGAUCCUGACAUUUUUGAACGAGUUGGUGUAAAGCCUCCCAAGGGAGUGCUUCUCUAUGGACCUCCUGGUACUGGAAAGACAUUGUUAGCCAAAGCAAUCUCUAGCAAUAUCAAUUCAACUUUCUUGAUGGUUGUUUCUAGCUCGCUUGUUAGCAAAUACGUGGGAGAGAGUUCAUUGUUGGUGAGAGAGAUGUUUAAGUAUGCUCGUGAACAUCAACCAUGCAUCAUCUUUAUGGAUGAGAUUGAUGCUAUUGGUAGACGUAGAUCCAGCUACGGAGAAGGAGAUACUAGUGAGUGUGACAGAGUUCUUAUCGAGCUUCUCUCUCAACUUGAUGGAUUCAACGAACUUGAUAAGGUGACAGUUAUAAUGGCAACAAACAGACCUGAUGUUCUUGACCCUGCCCUUCUUCGACCUGGUAGAAUCGAUAAGAAGAUAGAGUUCUCAUUGCCUAACGAAGAUUCCAGAAUGAGAAUCAUUAAGAUUCAUGCUUCUGGAAUUACUAAACAAGGAGAUAUCGACUACGAAAAAGUCGUGAAGCUAUCUGAGGGAUUCAGUGGAGCAGAUAUGCGUAACAUAUGUACCGAAGCAGGGAUGUUAGCUUUACGUGCAGGGCACGAUUACGUUGUCCCCAACGACUUCAUUAAGGCUGUAACGAAACUAGGCGAAGCGAAGAAACUUGAGUCCAGUGCACAUUACAGUGCUGGUUUCUGAGAGAGUAGAGAUCAGAAACGUAAAGUAGAAGGGACACAACUCACUUAUGGAUCGAGUUAGAUGGCUUGGAACCUCUGUUGUGUUUUUUAUUGCAUGGAUUCAUCUGAGGAAUCACCAAACUCGAGCAUUUAUGAACCAGUUUUGAUACCUUUAGAUUUAGUUACCAAAUAGCAUUAAAGCAUAUAUAUAAAAGAGAAGCUGAAACAGUCUUUGAGGUUUCUUUAUUGUCUAUUUUUAAUUUUAACCGGGUUUAAUUAAGCCACUAUGUAAAAGAACCAAAACUGUAAAAUUUGACUAAAUUGAAUCUUCUAAUUCUAUUUUUUGUAAUCCUACUAAGAAAAUACCCUAACCUGAUCUCUAUGAUGCAUCUCUAUUAGGUCAUAUAUAUACAUGAGGAAGAAUACAAUAUCAACAAUUAUUUUUCCCCUCUGAUUAUGUCACCAUCAACAACACUUUUCUCUUCUUAAUUCCUUUCAUCCUCGUUUACAGCUUAACUCUCCUUUUGCUAUUGUUUUUAUGUAACCAGUUAGAUACUGCAAUAUUCAAAAAAUUGGUAUAGCGCCUAUGUGUCCGUGUAAACCGGUGGUAAUCGAAAUGAUAUUCUCUCAAAAUUUGAUUUAAAUUGCUUAAUUUGGUUUCGGUUUAAAUAGAUUUAAAUUAUUUUAAAUCAGUCUAAAUUCAUCUAAAUUAGUAUAAAUCGAUUAAAUAAAAAAACAUCAAAGUGGAUUAAUGAAUAAUUUAAUUAUAUAACCUUCAUC
Molecule: messenger RNA, 5178 nt
Organism: Brassica napus (rape)
Lineage: Eukaryota; Viridiplantae; Streptophyta; Magnoliopsida; Brassicales; Brassicaceae
Product: 26S proteasome regulatory subunit S10B homolog B
Exons: 7
Coding region: 3353-4420 (355 amino acids)
Biological process (GO): positive regulation of RNA polymerase II transcription preinitiation complex assembly
Cellular component (GO): proteasome regulatory particle, base subcomplex; cytosolic proteasome complex
Molecular function (GO): ATP binding; ATP hydrolysis activity; proteasome-activating activity
Source: RefSeq, a predicted model, not a curated record